ACAGUAUUCUAAAUUUAUAGAAUUUGUCCGAUUUUAUUUAUAAAUUAUUAAAAACACGCAGCAUUUUUUACAUAAAAUACAUAAAACAACCACUUAUUAUUAUGCCAAAAAGUGAAUAACAUACGUAAUCAUGAAUUCAUUGCGGUGUGGAGUGAAAAAUCUGCGCUUCUUGAACUUGAAGACGUCGCUAUCUAUUUUGACGGAGACAAAGCCGAAGCCGAUUCAACUUCAAAACACUAAAUAUGACUUGACACCAAAACCUAUUUACUUUAGCCCUCACAACAUUGGCUUGGAAAUAUGUGAGAAGACUGAUGGACUCAAGAUAAAAAAGGAUCCACUUACAUACACACCUAUCGUAAAUCCUCGUUCUAUACUACCCCUUAUUGAUACAUGGCAGAAGGAUGAAAUUGGCUUGCCACCACUUCAGCAAGAAGAGAAACUUGCUAUUCGAUUGAUAGUCAUAAGAAGAAAGAAAAUGAAGAAACAUCAGAGAAGGAAGCUGUGGAAAAGAAUGAGACACCGUUGGGCCCGAGUGAGAAAAAACCGCCGCAUCAAAAGAGAGAAGAUAUUUCAAAAUGAGCUGUAUGCUUUAGUAAAACAAGCUAAUGAGUUUUCCGCUGAACAGUAUGUUGCCAGCAAACUUGAGAAGGCCAAUCACACACCGUUGCCCAGGAGGUGGAAGCAUAAACUUCUCCCAGAGUUUAUUAUCCGCCAGCUGAUGGGUCUGGACAAGAAAGUCAAUUACAAGCAUACAGAUGUUUAUAAAGCUUAAUUUUUUUCAUAGAGAUGAAAAUAAAACUGUGGAAUUAUUAAUAAAAUUAAUAAUU
Molecule: messenger RNA, 827 nt
Organism: Aricia agestis (brown argus)
Lineage: Eukaryota; Metazoa; Arthropoda; Insecta; Lepidoptera; Lycaenidae
Exons: 3
Coding region: 131-772 (213 amino acids)
Source: RefSeq, a predicted model, not a curated record